Molecule: messenger RNA, 849 nt
Organism: Cuscuta campestris
Lineage: Eukaryota; Viridiplantae; Streptophyta; Magnoliopsida; Solanales; Convolvulaceae
Source: the annotation of a GenBank genome assembly
AUAAUACUCCCUCCAUCCGGGAAUGAUGUUCCCAUUGUACAUUUUUUUCGUCCGGGAAUGAUGUUCCCAUUGUACGCUUUUUCCUCUAUUCUCCCUAAAAUACCCCUCUCAUUUAAUAUCCUCACAUUCACUCCUCCUAUCUACCCAACCUACCCACCUCCCCAAUUAAACCCUCUCGCCCCCUCUUUAGAUCUAAUCUACCCUCUCUCUCUGUUGGUUCUUCUUCUCUCCCAAUCCCUAGAUUACGAUCGUUCCUCUCCCAGAUCUAUACAUCUCCGCCUGAAUUCAUGGAAUCUGAUUACUUUCUUUACGAUUCCAUCAUCCUUGAGGCGGAAUUUCAGGACAUUGGAUUUGAGGACGAGGUGAUUCACCUAUCUUCCACCUCUGACGCGAAGGAGGAGGACGAGGUCAUCGUCAUCCAUAGCGAUGAUGAUGAUGCCGAUGUUGCCCCGGUCAGAGGCAAGAACAUGGUUAUCGUCCUUGAAUUUGAGGAAGAUUCUCUUAUUGGGAGUGAGGAAGAUGGCAGUUUUGAGGAUGUAGAGGGCAGUGUUGAUGUCUUCUGGAUUAAGGCUAGGUCUAUGCUCAAGGAAUUUGGCAGUGUCCCUGCCCUUGCUAGUCUGUCUUUUCCCAUAUGUGGCAGUUUGUAGUUGUUGCCUCCUUCAUGUUCCAUGAUUUUAGUUAAAACCUGCUGGUAACUCAACCACACCUUGUUUAGGGUUUCUAGACUUAGAGCAUUAUAUGCUCCUUCCACUGCUUCUAAUAGUUCAGCUACUGUACUUGGAGCACACUGGUCUUUUAAAGAUUGAAUUGCUCUGAAAAAUCCAAGGUCUAGGACAUUUAAGUCCGGGG